Morus notabilis is the source of this 2199-nucleotide messenger RNA. RefSeq names its product glutamate--cysteine ligase, chloroplastic. The coding region runs from base 336 to 1916 and encodes 526 amino acids. Gene Ontology annotation, molecular function: glutamate-cysteine ligase activity. The record is from RefSeq and is a predicted model, not a curated record. Gene Ontology annotation, biological process: modified amino acid biosynthetic process; glutathione biosynthetic process. The transcript is spliced from 16 exons. Lineage: Eukaryota; Viridiplantae; Streptophyta; Magnoliopsida; Rosales; Moraceae.
AUAUACGAAAAGGGGGUUAGAAAUUUAUAAAAGAUGAGCCUGGAUUCUAUUUUCACUGAGAAAAUUUUGUCGAGCUCCCUAGGCUCUCUCGUUUUCUCUUCACUCCUCAUCUCUUCUCUUCCAUCGUUCACUUCUCUGCCCUAGCAGUGCCACCACGCACCGGCGACCUCGGCUCCAUUGCCGGCGAACUUCACGGCUGAGCUCUCGAUUUCGUCGUCGCAUUCUAAUUCGCAGCUCCCCCUGAAUUUCUUUCUCGGUUCGAAAUCUCGCUCAUCCUUUUUCGCUUUCUCGACAUGUUACACUGAGAGGUUAGACUGUGCUUCCCAGGGCCAUCCAUGGCACUCAUUUCGCAGGCAGGUUCAUCGUACUGCGUCCAGAGCGAGGUGAUACGGAGUAAAUCUGGACACAAUGCCAUUUUUAAUAUCGGAAGCAAUUUGGAGGCAUCCAGGGUGAAGGAUAAUUUUGUUGGUGCAUCUUCCUUGUCAUGUACUUUUGCUGCCAAGAAGACAAAUAUUUUGCAUCUAGACUGUGCACGGUUAGGCCGGAAACGAGGGCAUCAUGUGAUUGUCGCUGCAAGUCCUCCAACUGAAGAUGCUGUUGCUGCAGAGCCACUAACAAAAGAGGAUCUCAUUGCAUACCUAGCCUCUGGAUGCAAGCCCAAGGAGAAAUGGAGAAUAGGGACUGAACAUGAGAAGUUUGGUUUUGAGUUUGGCACCUUACGACCUAUGAGAUAUGAACAAAUAUCAGAGUUGCUUAAUGGGAUAGCAGAGAGAUUUGAUUGGGAUAAAGUAAUGGAAGGUGAUUAUAUUAUUGGGCUCAUACAGGGUAAGCAAAGCAUUUCACUGGAGCCAGGUGGUCAGUUUGAGCUUAGUGGUGCACCUCUUGAAACUUUGCAUCAAACUUGCGCUGAAGUCAAUUCACACCUUUAUCAGGUUAAAGCUGUUGCUGAGGAGAUGGGAAUUGGAUUUCUGGGGAUUGGUUUCCAGCCUAAAUGGGGACUUAAAGACAUACCCGUGAUGCCAAAGGGAAGAUAUGAAAUUAUGAGAAACUACAUGCCUAAAGUUGGCUCACUGGGACUGGACAUGAUGUUCAGGACAUGCACCGUACAGGUUAAUCUAGACUUCAAUUCAGAAGCAGACAUGAUCAGAAAAUUCCGAGCUGGUCUUGCUUUGCAGCCUAUAGCAACUGCUCUGUUUGCAAACUCGCCAUUCACUGAAGGAAAGCCAAAUGGAUUUCUGAGCAUGAGAAGCCAAAUUUGGACAGAUACUGACAAGGAUCGAACUGGCAUGCUUCCUUUUGUUUUUGAUGACUCGUUUGGGUUUGAGCAGUAUGUUGACUAUGCACUUGAUGUUCCAAUGUAUUUCGUUUAUCGGAAAAAGAAGUAUAUUGACUGUACUGGAAUGACCUUCCGGGACUUUUUGGCAGGAAAGCUUCCUUGUAUCCCAGGAGAACUGCCAACGCUAAAUGAUUGGGAAAAUCAUUUGACGACAAUAUUUCCUGAGGUCAGGCUUAAGAGAUACUUGGAGAUGAGGGGUGCCGAUGGAGGGCCUUGGAGGAGAUUAUGUGCUUUGCCUGCGUUUUGGGUAGGUUUGUUAUAUGACGAGGUUUCCCUACAAAACGUUUUGGACAUGACAGCUGAUUGGACCCCUGAAGAAAGACAAAUGUUGAGGAAUAAGGUCCCAAAGACUGGUCUGAAGACACCAUUUCGGGACGGAUAUCUCCGGCAUGUUGCAGAAGAUGUUUUACAUUUGGCAAAGGAUGGCUUGGAGAGGAGAGGUUUUAAGGAGUCAGGAUUCUUGAAUGCAGUGGCUGAGGUUGUUAGAACAGGUGUCACUCCCGCUGAGAAGCUACUGGAGCUAUAUAAUGGAGAAUGGGGACAGAGUGUAGAUCCUGUUUUUGAGGAGCUACUCUACUAAGGUCAAUAAGAUUCUUGUGCGCUUCUGUAGGGACCUUUUGUGUGUAGACCUCAUUGAUUUUCAGGUGUAACCCUUGUUUCUAUUUUAAGCUGCUUUUGAUUUGUGGUUAGGCUAGAGAGAGAUGCAUCAUCUCAUGGGAAUAAAAUGUAAAGUAAAUACUAAAUUUUACCCUUACUCCAAGGCUUCUCAUGCAAUGGUCAUUGAUGAAUAUGCGGAGAUACGUUCUUAGAUUACAAAAUAAAUGACUAUUGAGUACCCAACCCUCAAAAGAUUUUGAUCCAAA